AUCGUUCUUGUGUGAUAUAACCCUAAAGUUUAAUUUGAAGUCGUUGGUAUAUAUAUUGGUCAAAGCAAGACGUGUUUUUUCAUUCAUCAGCUUUCCCUGUAUCUUUCUCACAUUCAUUCACCGAAUCUUAAUUCUAUUUUCCUAACAGUCAUUCUUUCAACCUUGUUUAUUCCAUCAUGCAUUUAAAUCAAUCGAUUAUUUCGGCAUCUUUUCUCGCCGCGGCCGCACUUGCAGCUCCCUUGGAUGCUCGCGGUAGUUCCACCUCACCAGCCAACGCAAAAGUUACCCUAGCAGCAGCAUUCACUUCUGGCGCCGGCAACAAAGAGCCAAACUCUACCACCAGCAUCGGUGUUGGUAAAGGCGCAGAUACUUACAAGUGCUACUCGGGUGGCUGGCAAUCUUUCCCAUCAUCUUCUGAAUGGGUGUCAUUUGAUGCCAUGUGGAACAGUUCCACUACAUAUCUCAAAGAAUCAUGUGCCAAUACUGGUGCCUUUGGCUCUGGUGACAGCCCGGCACAGAUCGAUAACAUGUACAACUCAAUCUUGUCGGUUGCUAGUGCUAGUUUGGUGGACCCAAGAUUCAUCUACGCCACAAUUUUGCAAGAAAGCAGCGGUUGUGUCAACAUCGAUACUAGCCAGAACCCAGAUCCAAGUCAACCUGACAACCCCGGACUCAUGCAAUCCGUCGGCGGUGUAAAAUUUGUCGGUAACUCCGCAUCUGCUUCCGCUCAAGCUGCAUCUAUUCGCCAAAUGAUCGUUGAUGGUACUCAAGGCACAUCUCAAGGCGACGGACUUGUUCAAUGUAUCAAUCAGUAUGGAAACAUUUAUGAAGCAGCUAGAUGUUACAAUUCUGGCCAGGUCAACAAGAGCAAUCUGAAUGAUGCUGAGGGAGCUACACCAAGUUAUGUUACCGAUAUUGCAAACAGAAUGACUGGGUGGCUGGAUGCGCCACAGAAGUUCGGCUCUUGCAAGAAAUAGACUCCAUGGUGCAGUAUGUAGAUACGGGGUAGACGGAGAUCUGUGGAGUGCCUUUGGCGAGGUGUUUCGGGGCAAAUGAGCAAGGAGCUAGGUCUCGCUCGCGGAGAUGUAGUUUGUGGUUCGCAGUUUCUGUGUUCUUGGAGCUGGAGAACUUCACAAUGUCAUAAUUUGAGUUACAGGAUAUGUGAUAGUCCGGACUGUAGUCCAGGAAUUUAUAACUCUGGAAUAUUCAAUCUAAUUCUUGAUGUUUUAGCUAUUUCAGACAUUGACAUAAUUAUCGUUGUUGAAUUCA
This is a messenger RNA of Botrytis deweyae, 1269 nucleotides long. RefSeq lists its product as uncharacterized. The record is from RefSeq and is a predicted model, not a curated record. NCBI's taxonomy places the organism in Eukaryota, Fungi, Ascomycota, Leotiomycetes, Helotiales, Sclerotiniaceae. The transcript has 2 exons. Bases 177 to 977 code for a protein of 266 amino acids.